GAGACCUUCUGCGGAGCGACGACCUUUCCCUCGACCCCGGCGUCCCCGCAUCACGUGACCGCGGCCCGGGCGCAGCGCCCCGCCCCGCCCCCCGCCCGUCACUCACGCGGCCCACCCAAUGGAGACGGCGAGGGCGGGCCCGCGAGGGGCGGGUUCUAGGUCGCCGUGCGCCGGAGCUGGUGGCGUCAAUGCGCCCGCCGUGUCCAUGGAGAGAGGCUGAGGUGGCCGAGCUCCGGCCCGAGGCAGCGGGGUGCCGGGACGGCGAGGAUGUCGGCUUCGUUAGUCCGGGCCACCGUCCGGGCUGUGAGCAAGAGGAAGCUGCAGGCCACCCGGGCCGCCCUCACCCUGCAAAAAAAUGAAAAUUGCCUGGGGAAUGACUAAGGAAAUACAGUAUUGAGGAUGGAAAGUUUCUGCUACAAGGAAUAGAAACCCUAUGGCUUUGGAUAAAGUAAAAACACCUUCAGCAGUAAACAAGAUAAAACAGCUUCUUAAAGAUAAGCCUGAACACGUUGGUGUGAAAGUUGGUGUCCGAACCAGGGGUUGUAAUGGCCUUUCCUACACUCUAGAAUAUACAAAGACAAAAGGAGACUCUGAUGAAGAAGUUGUUCAAGAUGGAGUCAGAGUGUUCAUCGAGAAGAAAGCACAGCUGACACUUUUAGGAACAGAAAUGGACUAUGUUGAAGACAAAUUAUCCAGUGAGUUUGUGUUCAAUAACCCAAACAUCAAAGGAACGUGUGGCUGUGGAGAAAGCUUUAAUAUUUGACUCCUCAGGACUGCUUGGGCUGUGGGCCCCGGGAGAGCUUUGGAAGCUCUAGGGCUUAUUGAAGAAAUCAUGUGACUGUCACAUGCUUGAGGUUUGUAAUGUAUGGCUGCCUUACAAGAAAAAUAAAGUGAUGCAUUUGAAAAUGAAGCCAGUGUGUUAGUUUCCAGAAGAAUUGAUACUUGUGUUCUUUAUAGGGGACAGAAAAUGAGAGUCCAUCGCUCUCUUUGGGUCAUCUUUCUGGUCUGUAAAGAAAAAAAUUUUUAUCCUGCAAUUCAUUUCUCCUUCCUGCAUCCUUUCUGUUAGAACUAGUUUCAUGGAAGUUGCCUUCCUGGGAGGAUUUCAGAAAACAUACUCUUAACAGGUGUGCACUGUAGAUCUUUUGAAAGCCUUGAAUGUACAUCUCCCAAUAAGAUUGAUGGCUUUUAAAAUUCAGAGGCAGGAAGUCUUGACUGCUGGUGUGAUGUGGUGGUGCAUUGUUUUUCCACCCAAACUUGGCACAGCGUUUCUCUGUUUUUAUCCAAAAUUUCCUUGUUAAUAAUACCUCAUUUGCUUACCCUGUAGCAUCCCCAGCCAUUAGAUUAAAGUAACGGACAAAGAUUUCCUUGAACUGUAGUGCAGAAUAGUUCGGUAAAUACUUCACCCACCUGAUUUUAAAUCCAUUUCUUUUGCCACCCUAAAUGCUCAGAGAUGGGAUGUCAAACUGACUUAGAUCCUUUUAGUUAGAAGGCCUCUUAAAAGCCAUCUAGCCCACCCCCUCAAUUCUAUACCUGGGGAAGCAAAACCCCAGAGGACUGAAGGGCUUUUGUCCUCCCCUACACUGCAGGCUAGGUAGGGGUAGAGCCAGGACCACCCACAUCUUCUCCUCUUGUAGGUGACAGGCCUCAGAGACAGCUCUGCACUCUGAGACAGUCAGUGAAGGUCAACGGGUGAUCCGGCUUCUUUAUCUGGUGAACAUUUUGAUAAGAUUUCUUUGUAAUUUAGAGAGCAUAUUUAGCUUUAUUUUAUUUUGGGUGAGAAGAACCUUAUUUUAAAGCCCAUUUAUGUGAAUUACCAUUGUGGUUCAGGAGGAGGGGAAAGAAGACUUUGUAACAACCCAGAACUGUUCUUUUGGAAUGCAGUUGUAAUUGGGAAGCAGAACAAGUCCCAAUACCGGUACACUCUGUACCUUAAGUCCAGUUGGUAACAUUUUAAGCCUAACAUUUUAACCUAACAUUUUUAUCACCAACAGUGUUCCUUUAGUCAUUUAGUUUUUUGAUUUUCCUGGGUUUGAUAUAUUAAGUGUUGUGUGAGAUGACAUAUUUGCUUUUUUUGAAAGCCGAUUCUUAUGAAGUAGCUGAGUUCCUUUAUGUUUGUCAUAUUUAAUAAAGUACUUAGCAAAAAAUGCACCAAAACCUAGCAGUAGCUUUAUGUAAAUGCUCAUGAAUUUGUAUUGUUAAUAUAAUUGUCAACCCACUUAUAACUUGUGCAAUACUGUAUAUAUGUAGAGAUUGAGUUGCCAAUAAAAAAAAAGUAGCCUCUUUGUGAUCAUAAAA
Messenger RNA from Hippopotamus amphibius kiboko, 2295 nucleotides. RefSeq names its product iron-sulfur cluster assembly 1 (gene ISCA1). Bases 434 to 763 code for a protein of 109 amino acids. Gene Ontology annotation, cellular component: mitochondrion; cytoplasm. Gene Ontology annotation, molecular function: 2 iron, 2 sulfur cluster binding. Gene Ontology annotation, biological process: iron-sulfur cluster assembly. The transcript is spliced from 5 exons. Lineage: Eukaryota; Metazoa; Chordata; Mammalia; Artiodactyla; Hippopotamidae. The record is from RefSeq and is a predicted model, not a curated record.